ACUGACAGCUGUAGAAAACUGUCAUGCUAUCGACAGACAACAAUCACAGAGUUGAAUUGAAUCAGAAUUAAAAUUAUUAUUUUUUAAAACGUUACUCUUCCUUGUCAAGGCAAUUUUAACAUUUUAAUUAUUCCGUUUUAAAUCAGUAAUAGAUUUAUGAAACCAUUUUUUUUGAUAUUUAUAACUAUAUAAGUUGCCAUUGCUUUUAUCAACCAAGAUCUUACCUACUUGUUAUACGGUCCUCAAGUGAUAAUUUAUUGUAUCGAUAUUCAAAUUAGCUUCAUUUUGGAAUUAUCUAUCUGGUAAUUUCUUUAUAAUGACUUCGGAAGUAUUGGCGAGCGCUGGAAGUGAAAUUCGGGAGAACUUGUUUCAGGUAACAACGGCUGUAAAGUUUCUCACAAAUCCUAAUGUUCAACGAAGCACAAUGGAAAACAAAGAACGUUUUCUUCGAGCUAAGGGCCUAACUGAUUUAGAAAUAAAGAGAGCUAUAGAGAAAUGUGGUGAUUUAGUAGACAUGUCAAAUUUUACAUCGGAGCUGCAUUUUUUCCAGCAUUCACAACAUUCUUGGUUUAAAGAAAAAAUAUUACCAUUGAUUAUUUAUGGAGGAUUUGCUUAUGGGUGCUACUGGUUUUACAAGAACUGCAUCAAACAACUACUAUUCAUAGAACAACCAAAGCGUAAGUCCACGUCGGAAUGUAUAGAUGAAUUACGUAAAUCUUUAGAUAUAAUGAAUGCGAGUAUCACCUCACUUCGGGGUGAGAUGCAGGCGACCGUACAACAGAAUGCAAUGCGAUCACAGCUCGAUAAUUUAAAAGAUGAUAUUGCGUCAGUCAAGGGCAUCUUGUUGAGUAGAAACCAAUUCCCUUCACUGAAGAGAACUGAACCGCCAUCAAUCCCGGCGUGGCAACGUCAAUCGGAAGAGGCAUCAACCGUUGAGCCAGAAGAGAAGAAGCCGCACAGGACUCGUAGCCAAAGAUCGGAGUCCGGCGGCUCUAACUCAAGCGAGGGUGAACAGGCUACUAAAAAUAGUGAUAGCAGUCUUGAGAUCAUAUCGUGAAACCAUCUCCAAAGCUACUAAACAAACUUUUUGUGUGUGUUAACAAAUUUAGUUAAUUUUUAUAUUCAUGUUAUUAAAGUUUUAAUUUUAUGGCCUAACUGAU
Molecule: messenger RNA, 1160 nt
Organism: Pieris brassicae (large cabbage white)
Lineage: Eukaryota; Metazoa; Arthropoda; Insecta; Lepidoptera; Pieridae
Gene: Pex14
Product: peroxisomal membrane protein PEX14
Exons: 5
Coding region: 317-1057 (246 amino acids)
Biological process (GO): protein import into peroxisome matrix, docking
Cellular component (GO): peroxisomal membrane; peroxisomal importomer complex
Molecular function (GO): signaling receptor binding
Source: RefSeq, a predicted model, not a curated record